AUGUUUGCCGCGGAGUUCAAGAGGGAACCCGUGCCUCAGGAGUACAACUUCCUGCAUCACGUUCACAGCCUGUUCGGGAAGACCUUCGAGAAUGAGGGCCACCCUCAGGCGAGGAGGGCAGCCAUGCAGGAGAAGCUGCUGGCAUACCGACUCCUGGUCUCCGAGCAGAUGCUGGCCCAAGGGCUCAGCAAUGUUGGGGACAGUCGACGCAUGGAGCGCUUCUUUGGGAAGCUGCUUAGAGGAGAGCCGGUAACAAUGGUGACCCUGGGGGGGAGUAUAUCGGCGGGGCAGGGGGUGACUGUGUCGAGCGACGCUUAUAUCCCUCGCAUCUACGAGUGGGUCAGCAGCGUGUUCCCGCACAAAAACCACAGAUUUCUCAAUCGUGCGUUGCCCGGCACCACGUCAUCGUACGUAUCCCCCUGCGCGCUGCAAAUGGUCCCCCCAGAAGCAGACUUUGUGAUGCUAGAGUUUACCUUCAACGAUGCAGAGCGCGCGUCUGAAGGGCGAGAUGACCCCACCCGGCGCGGCUUUGAGCGGCUGAUCCGCAAGAUGCUGAAUCUGCCCAACCGGCCGGCGGUCAUGUAUUUCCACGUAUGGACCCCUAGGCGCCUGGGAUUCAAAUUCUACGAUUCCCCUGAGAACCUGAUAGAGAUGGUGCCCGAGUAUUAUGGUCUCCCGUCCAUAUCCAUGCGGAAUGCGCUGUACCAUGUUGUGGCGAACUUCACAGUGCCGGCCGACUGGUUGUGGCGCUCGGACAUCAACCACGCCAAUUGCCUGGGCCACAGGUACAUGGCGGACUUGAUCAUCGGCUAUUUCCAGAACAUAGCGCUGCAUGCGCUGGACCACCCGUCCGACGGCGUUGCCUUGCAGCAUGAGAGCGCCGUGCGCGAAGCACUGCCGGAGCCCAUGUUCAAGGACAACUGGGAGACGCACGCGAGCCACUGCCGCGUGGACGCCAACUUCAAGGCGCUCGUUGGCCAGGCACAGGAUUGGAGGUGGGUGAAUGAGGGCAAAUCGCCGGAGCGGCCCAAGUGGGGUUAUGUCACGGAGAAGGAGGGGGACAGCCUCACAGUCAGGGUUCCCACGGAGGGGUUUACGCCGGUGGAGGGGGAGCCGAUCGAUCAUGCACCGCUGACCAUCGGCGUGAGCUGCCUCAUGAGCUACGAGCACACUGGUGCGGUCCUGCUGGAGUGCGAGGAGGGGUGUGUGUGCAAGCCGCGCGAGUACAGCCUGCGCCACUGGAACCACGUGUCCCUUGUCUACUGGAAGCCCCUGUUAGAGGUCUCGCUUAGUAACGACACGGACCACUGCACCGUCCGCGUCAGCAACCCUGUGCGCAAUUCCAGCGACAGCAAGCUCAAGGUGAGCGGGGUAAUGAUAACUCGCGAGGACUUCAUGGUCAGCAUCUUCGACUACAACAAGGACGCCGAAGAAGCCGAGCGCGCCGAAAAGGCGGCCCCAGCGGGGGGGCCCGGCAGUGGCGUCGGUGGUCCCCCGGGUUCCCCCGGUGCCACCGUGUACCGGAACCUCUCCGACGGGCGCGGCUGCGAUGGCGCCAGCGGACGGUCCGCGGUGGGCCGCGGGUCCUUCCGCUGCGAGGAGUGGGGGAACCGGUUCCCUGGCUGGCAGUGGGUGGUCCCGGCAUGGCUCAUAGCGGCGGUGCUGGCUGCAGCGCUCGUGUGGGACAAGCAGACGUGGCUGGGCGGCCUGAUCAGGCAGUGUUCGAGGUUGAAUUUGAACUGGCCGCACGCGCGCAGGCGGCUGCUGUGCUGCGGCGAGGGCGGCGCCGUCGGCAAGUGCGAGGCGUGA
Coccomyxa subellipsoidea C-169 is the source of this 1809-nucleotide messenger RNA. RefSeq lists its product as hypothetical. Bases 1 to 1809 code for a protein of 602 amino acids. NCBI's taxonomy places the organism in Eukaryota, Viridiplantae, Chlorophyta, Trebouxiophyceae, Coccomyxaceae. The transcript is spliced from 11 exons. The record is from RefSeq and is a predicted model, not a curated record.